Messenger RNA from Phacochoerus africanus (Common warthog), 3398 nucleotides. It is a transcript of the gene TRIM62, whose product is annotated as tripartite motif containing 62. Bases 181 to 1608 code for a protein of 475 amino acids. The record is from RefSeq and is a predicted model, not a curated record. Gene Ontology annotation, biological process: positive regulation of canonical NF-kappaB signal transduction; innate immune response. Gene Ontology annotation, molecular function: zinc ion binding; protein binding. Lineage: Eukaryota; Metazoa; Chordata; Mammalia; Artiodactyla; Suidae. The transcript is spliced from 6 exons.
GCACAGGCUGGGCUGGUUCCGGGUUGAGAGGCUGCGCUCGGACCGGAGCAGUGGCCGCCGAGCCGGCGCGGCUCCUGCCUCUUCGGGCCUGCUCCCCGCAGCCAUCCAUAGGUGCUGCCCCAGACAGCGCCUUGCUCUCCUGGCCGCCCCCCUGCAUCUCGGGGGACCCUUUCCGGCGCCAUGGCAUGCAGCCUCAAGGACGAGCUGCUCUGCUCCAUCUGUCUAAGCAUCUACCAGGACCCGGUAAGCCUGGGCUGCGAGCACUACUUCUGCCGCCGCUGCAUCACCGAACACUGGGUGAGGCAGGAGGCGCAGGGCGCCCGCGACUGCCCCGAGUGCCGGCGUACGUUUGCCGAGCCCGCGCUCGCGCCCAGCCUCAAGCUGGCCAACAUAGUGGAGCGCUACAGCGCCUUCCCGCUGGACGCCAUCCUCAACGCGCGCCGUGCCGCGCGACCCUGCCAGGCACACGACAAGGUCAAGCUCUUCUGCCUCACUGACCGCGCGCUGCUCUGCUUCUUCUGCGAUGAACCCGCGCUGCACGAGCAGCACCAAGUCACCGGCAUCGAUGAUGCCUUCGAGGAGCUGCAGAGGGAGCUGAAGGAGCAGCUGCAGGCCCUUCAGGACAGCGAGAGGGAACACACCGAGGCGCUGCAGCUGCUCAAGCGACAGCUGGCAGAGACCAAGUCUUCCACGAAAAGUCUGCGGACCACCAUUGGGGAGGCCUUUGAGCGGCUGCACCGGCUGCUACGGGAGCGGCAGAAGGCCAUGCUGGAGGAGCUGGAGGCAGACACGGCCCGCACCCUGACUGACAUCGAGCAGAAAGUCCAGCGCUACAGCCAGCAGCUGCGCAAGGUGCAGGAAGGGGCCCAGAUCCUGCAGGAGCGCCUGGCUGAAACCGACCGGCACACCUUCCUGGCCGGGGUGGCCUCACUGUCUGAGCGGCUCAAAGGGAAAAUCCAUGAGACUAAUCUGACCUACGAAGACUUCCCAACCUCCAAGUACACAGGCCCCCUGCAGUACACCAUCUGGAAGUCCCUGUUCCAGGACAUCCACCCAGUGCCAGCCGCCCUGACCCUGGACCCAGGCACUGCCCACCAGCGCCUGAUCCUGUCCGACGACUGCACCAUUGUGGCCUAUGGCAACCUGCACCCUCAGCCUCUGCAGGACUCGCCGAAGCGCUUCGAUGUGGAGGUGUCGGUGCUGGGCUCUGAGGCCUUCAGCAGCGGUGUCCACUACUGGGAGGUGGUGGUGGCAGAGAAGACGCAGUGGGUGAUCGGGCUUGCCCAUGAGGCCGCGAGCCGCAAGGGCAGCAUCCAGAUCCAGCCCAGCCGUGGCUUCUACUGCAUUGUCAUGCACGACGGCAACCAGUACAGCGCCUGCACCGAGCCCUGGACGCGGCUCAACGUCCGCGACAAGCUCGACAAGGUGGGCGUCUUCCUGGACUAUGACCAAGGCCUGCUCAUCUUCUACAACGCCGACGACAUGUCUUGGCUCUACACGUUCCGCGAGAAGUUCCCGGGCAAGCUCUGCUCCUACUUCAGCCCCGGGCAGAGCCACGCCAAUGGCAAGAACGUGCAGCCACUGCGGAUCAAUACCGUCCGCAUCUAGGGCGAUGGAAGGAGACCACGGGCGCCCGGGAAUGGUCACCAGCGAGGGCCCUGCCCAGGAGACCUGAGGCCUGGACCGCAGCCCAGCUGGGCCACCCUGAGGUCUCCAGGCAGUUGUUCACCCUUCAGCCUCCAUUUCCCUGUCUGUAAAAUGGGCCAGAGAGGUGUCUCCAUGAUUCCAGAACUCUUCCAGCACUGAUGUUCUGUAGCUCUGACUUCCAUGGGGAUACAGCUUUAGUCCAAGGAUGUGACAUGGCUUCUCCUCAGAGCAGCCCCUGCCCAGCCCUCAUCUUCCUUCUCUCAGGGGCAGGGGACUGUGUCCCUGUGUCUCCCUCCCAUCCACAUGCCCUGACCUCAGGAUGUGUUAGAGUAUUGCCCGCAGUUGGCAGCCCAAAAGAUACACAGUGCCCUCCUAUGCUCCCAGGCCUACGACGUGCCCAUGACCAAGCUAGUGAUGGGCCAUUUUAUCCUUGACCCCAGUCUAUGGUGGACACAGGCAGCAGCCGGUCCCAGGGUUGCCUGAGAACCACCCUCUCCUUCCACCCCUGUACCAAGAGCUUUAUGGUGCCUCUUUUACCCACUCAGGUGCAGGCAGAAAUGAUGUGGCCUGUGGAAGGCACCCAGCAGUGGAGCCCACAUUUUACGGUCACCACGCCACCACCUUCCUGCCCACAGGUCUUAAGGCAGGAUGAUGGCACAGCCAAGGCUGAUGCAGGACAAGAAGCACUGGAUAGUGGCGGACCCUUGGAUGGUGGAGGCCCCCAGCAGCUCUGAACAAGGGUCCAGCCAGGUCUCUGUGACCAGGCUAGGGGGGAGUGAGCCUGCGGAGAGCAGUUGUUUUAGUCAGGCCCUGAAUGCUGGGAUGGGCUGUUGGCUGGGCCCCCUCAUCAGUCUUGGCAUCUGCCUCAGUUGCGAUACUGUUGCAGAAAGCAAGAGCUGCUUUGGCGAGUUUAAUUAGACAAGGAUUUAUUACCAGGUCCCCAGUGGCUUUGCAAAGUCCCUGGAAAGGCUGGAGGAGCAGACGCUGCUGAAUGUCCAGGAACAACUCCCAGCCACCAAAUUCAUCAUUACCAGGAACACUGCUCCAUCUGCAGGAAGCCACUGCAUCAAGAGGGUGCUGGCUGUAGAACUGUGCUCCCUCUGCUACUGUCCAGGCCAGUGAGUGGACAUCCUGAGGCCUGCCUCCCUCCACUCACAUCAGUUUCCAGAUCCAAAUCUCUACGAGGGAUUCUGUUUGGGGAAACUUAAAUCAGAUCCAGAACCUUGGCUGCAAGGGAGUCUGGGACAUGUACUUUUCUUCUUUCCAGCCUCAGCCAUACAAAAAGGCACAACAGAGGAAAGUUAGGAUGGACGUUGAACAAGCGCACCCACAGUUUUUGCCACUGGAACCCGCCUCUGGGCCUUGGCUUUGGAGCAGCAGUGCCUCCAGGUGUCCUGCUCAGUGGCUCUGUUCCUGUCCAGGACAGGGGCCAGGGGCGGGGGGUGGGGGUGGGGGGCAGGCCUGCGGGACCAAGCUGAAGUGUCUCGUAGGCCUUGGCUUUUCUUUCUAAUCCUGGGGCCUAGAUUCUGAACUUGGGGUCUCUGACCCCACCCAUCUCAAAGGAGCCAGACUAGCUGAACUUGGGGGGCUCCCUCCUCAUAACUGUUCACCCCCUGGGGCCUUCCCUUGGGCAGGAGGAAUCCUCAGUCUCAGCUACCAGAAUAUCUGGGCCACCCCCAGCAGUAUUUUUAUUUUAAAUGUUGCCCAUUUUGUGAGUUAUGAUGAAUUUGUAUUAAAUUAAAGUUACAGGC